Molecule: messenger RNA, 3031 nt
Organism: Sebastes umbrosus (honeycomb rockfish)
Lineage: Eukaryota; Metazoa; Chordata; Actinopteri; Perciformes; Sebastidae
Gene: nuak2
Product: NUAK family, SNF1-like kinase, 2
Exons: 6
Coding region: 481-2358 (625 amino acids)
Biological process (GO): protein phosphorylation; microtubule cytoskeleton organization; intracellular signal transduction
Cellular component (GO): cytoplasm
Molecular function (GO): protein serine/threonine kinase activity; ATP binding; tau-protein kinase activity
Source: RefSeq, a predicted model, not a curated record
AGAACAUGGGGUGCUUUUCAUGUGAAAUAAGAUCAAAUAAAUAAUAAAAAUAAAAAUAAAAAUACAUGUAGAAAAAAAAGAAAAAUGAAACAAAAGAAGGGCGUUUUGGGGAAACUCCUUCCAAAUGUCCUCAUAUUUCAAUCUAUGAUUUUACACCUCCCGGCACCGCCUGGUGAACAGAUGAAGCGCUCCUCUGUGUAGCUGACCCCGCCCCCCUCCACUAUUAGACGUGUCCGGCUGCCUGCUGCUGCACGCUGCUGUUCUGUGUACCUGCUGCUGCUACAGAGGAGGAGACAAGACAACACACUUCAGCUUUCUGUUCAACAUCUAUAGUUGGAGAAAUCUGGAGUUCAUAUUCAGACUUUUAUCUGAAUUAUACUUGAGCAUCUUUUGGGAGCAACUUGCUCCAACAACGACAGAGCUCUGCCUGGAGGAAUGAACUUUAAAAACCCUCCAUAAAGACACCACCGCUGAGUCUGGAUGGAGGGCUUAAAUGUUGCCCGGCUCUCGUCACACCGCAGGCCGUCUGUAGGUGCAGCUUCACCGGGAGAAAAAGCUCCGUCCUCCCAGGUGACCACCGUGAAGAGACAAGCCGUGAAGAGACACCACCACAAACACAACCUGAAGCACAGGUACGAGUUCCUGGAGACCCUGGGCAAAGGGACCUAUGGCAAAGUGAAGAAGGCCAAGGAGAGAUCCGGUAGACUGGUUGCCAUAAAGUCGAUCAGAAAGGAGAAGAUAAAGGAUGAACAAGACCUGGUUCAUAUUCGGAGAGAGAUCGAGAUCAUGUCCUCACUCUGCCAUCCGCACAUCAUCACCAUUUAUGAAGUAUUUGAGAACAAGGACAAAAUUGUGAUUGUGAUGGAGUACGCCAGCCGAGGGGACCUGUACGACUACAUCUGUGACAAGAGCAACAUCUCUGAACGGGACGCCAGGCACUUCUUCAGACAGAUAGUCUCAGCUGUGCACUACUGCCAUCAGAAUGGAAUAGUACACCGGGACCUGAAACUGGAGAAUAUUUUACUAGAUGGCAACGGCAAUGUGAAGAUCGCAGACUUCGGGCUGUCCAACCUCUACCAUGGGGAUGAGUUUCUUCAAACAUUCUGCGGCAGCCCUCUGUACGCUUCCCCAGAGAUUGUCAACGGACGGCCAUACCGCGGGCCAGAGGUGGACACUUGGUCUCUUGGUGUGCUGUUGUACACGGUGGUUCAUGGCACCAUGCCAUUUGAUGGAAACAACCACAAGGCAUUGGUCCAACAGAUAAGCACCGGAAACUACCAUAAACCCAAGAACCCGUCUGAUGCAUGUGGGCUUAUCCGUUGGAUGCUGAUGGUAAAUCCUGAGCGCAGAGCCACAAUAGAGGAGAUUGCAGGACACUGGUGGCUCAACUGGGGCUACCAGCAGCCGUUACUGGCCGAGACAAAGAGCAGUCCAGUAGUGGAGCAGACCGCUUCACCAGCCUCUCCGUCGACAUCACACCCUGCUGGGCUGGCUAGUGUUGCUAGCUGGCUGCGUCGUACAUCCAGGCCUCUACUGGAGAACGGCUCCAAGAUGCGCUGCCUGCUCCGCUCACAAGGCAGUGGAGGUGGAGGAGAUGUAGUCCGGCAGCGAUCUCUACGAAGGUCACGAAAGGAAAACAACGUCUCCCAGACCACUCAUGAAGUGAGCACAGACAGUCGCCCCUCUAAGGGUAUUUUAAAGAGGCGCAACAGUGUGAAACAGAAGGCAAUGACUGAAACCCCUGCGGUAGCUUCAGUAGAGCCACAGAACAUUUUGGGUUCGUCUGCACCAGUUAAUGCUCCUUCAGCUGCACCGCUGCCUCGCAAAGGUAUCCUAAAGAAGCCCACAGAGCAAGAGUCGGGGUACUACUCCUCUUCUCCCGAGAACAGUGACUCUGGCUGGCCACCACAAACUAAAGAGUGCCCUUCAGCACCAACCCAUAGGAAAGGCAUCUUGAAGCGCAAUGGAAAGUUCUCCUCGGGUGGGCUGCAGGAGUUUGGCUCCUUGGACCAGCUAGCAGCUUCUUUACCUCGCGAAGGCGUCAGGUCGAGACCGAGCGGGGCCAUCAGCGAGGACAGCAUACUGUCAUCUGAAUCCUUUGACCAGCUGGAUCUGCCAGACCGUGUGGGCGCUCCAACACAAAUGAAUAAACCAGCCAAGGCUAACAUGAGAGGAAGCGUGUCUGCCGACAACCUGCUGGACAUCGAAGAAGACGGGAUCCUUGGGGACGGGUCGCUGAGGACCUGGAACUGCUACAGGUCUGGAGCGGCUGACAGUGCCUUUUCAAUCACAGACUGUGAUAACGUAACAGAAGCUUACAAACAGGCUCUGGUUAUACGAGGCUCUGCAGAAAGCUGAAGACCCGUAAUUAAUGAAGGACACUGACUAAAGACUUGUUUUUCAUUCCAGAUUUUUAACUGAAGACAUGAGAGCCAAAGUGCAUUAAGUGAAAUUACCAGCACACUGUAGUGAUGAUCAUUGUCGGCUAACUUCAGGAACUGCACAGUACCAAAAAGGCAGGAGGCUUCUUGUUAAACAUCAGAUUAUAUUUUAGAUGGUGAUUGAUAAACCUGUUUUCAACAUGAGAACUUACUAUUAAAAGUGUAGUUAAGGCAAAAAGUCAAACCUCAAACCAAAACACUGGUCUUCAAUGUACUAUUUGACAUUGACUACUAUUGUUGAACAUUUUACUCAGUGACAAUAAACUAAGAAAGUGACAUUUACAGUCACAAUAGGACUAUUGUUUGAAUAAUGCUUAAGCCAACAAGUCGGUGUCUUUUAUUGUCGACAGUUUGAUAAAGUGUUUAUGACUUAACAGCUCGUCUGCAUUCCAGCAGUGGGAUAGCUGAUCAUCUAUAGUUUAUCUAGGAUAACAGCAAUAACAGGUUCAUUGUUAGGAUGGGUAUACUACAGCUUUUACUGUGCUUUAGGAUGUGGGAAAAAUAACAUUUCAUGGAUACCAAAGAGUAAAUAUGCUAAUGUCAUUGGACUUUUUUUAGUUUAUCUUCAUUAAACGCACCAGCAAAAAGUG